Molecule: messenger RNA, 1787 nt
Organism: Gadus macrocephalus (Pacific cod)
Lineage: Eukaryota; Metazoa; Chordata; Actinopteri; Gadiformes; Gadidae
Exons: 9
Coding region: 60-1724 (554 amino acids)
Molecular function (GO): protein binding
Source: RefSeq, a predicted model, not a curated record
CUGAUAUAUCAGAGCCGACUCCUGAGAGCAGACGUAUCUGAAGCUGUCAGGGAGGAACCAUGGCUACCAUCUCUGAACCGGACCCUGGACUCUCUGAGGAACCUGGGGACGCGUCUUUGGACCGAAGGGAGCGCAGGAAGAGAAGAUCUGCUGGUAGAGCAAAGAAGAAGGCUAACUUCAGACGCCGUGGAAGCCGUCAGAGAGUAACAAUGGUCACCAUCUCUGAACCGGACCCUGGACUCUCUGAGGAACCUGAGGACACGUCUUUGGACCGGGAGGAGACCAGGAAGAGAAGAUUUGCUCUAUGGUUUCACAUCACUGUCAUUGUGAGCAUCGGACUGCUGAGUAUUCUCCUCAUCUCCCUGCGCUUCAACUCACCGUCACCCUGGAUAGAGGGGAGAGAGAACUUACUGGAUGAACUCGAUGAAUUGACACUUCAGGGCUGGAUGCUUCACGACAAGAGUCUCUACCGUGUUUCUACUACUAAGAAGGGCUGGAGGGCCAGUAGAGAAGACUGUCAGAAGAGAAAGGCAGACCUGGUGGUCAUCAACAGCAGAGAAGAACUGGUGUGUGUGUGUGCGUUUGUCAGCAGAUUGAUGGAUACUUCCUGGAUUGGACUGAGUGAUCGAGAGAAGGAGGGGACCCACAAGUGGGUGGAUGGUACCCCCAUGACCUCAAGUUGGAGACACGUUAAACCACGCGAUGACGGCGGAGCAAGAGACUGUGUCGUAGCAGGGGAGGACGGCUGGUCUGAAGAGCCGUGUAACAGACUGCACCACUGGAUCUGUGAGAAGGUCCUAGACCUGGAUCAUCUGGAGGCUGAGCGGAACAAAGAGGGUUCAGUGAUGCCCACGGAGGAGGAGGAGGAGGCCCCCAGCAUCACAGAGUUCCACUCCUCUACCCACGUGUUGCCCGUGGGCCAAACGGCCCGCUACACCUGCCACGCCGGCGGCACGCCGGAGCCCACAGUAGAGUGGCUCCACAACGGCAGGCCCCUGGAGAGGGACGGCACAGACGACCAAUCAGAGGCCUGGGUGGAGAGGGGCUUCCUCUUCGUCAGAGGUGGGAGGUACGGCGUGAACACGGUCUGCUGCAUGGCGAGCAACAGCGCUGGCACGGCCAAUCACAGCGCUGAGCUGCUUGUCUUUGAUGCCUGUGACCUCACACUGGACCCCAACACGGCCCACAGAGACCUCUCUCUGUCUGAGGACAACAGGAAGGUGACGCUGGUUGAAGAGGACCAGUCGUAUCCGGAUCACCCUGACAGAUUUAACUACUGGCCCCAGGUGUUGGGUAGAGAGGCUCUGACUGGCCGCUGUUACUGGGAGGUAGAGAGGGAAGGACCUGUUGUUAUAGGAGUGACAUACAGAGGAAUCACAAGGAGAGGAGGGGGUGGUGACAGCUGGCUUGGAGGGAACAACAAGUCCUGGGUUCUUUAUUGUCAUGAUGGUGGUUACUCUGCCCGGUACAACGGUAGAGAGACAGCCCUCCCUCUCCCCGCCGCUGGCUCCACCAGAGUAGGAGUGUAUCUGGACCGGCCUGCUGGCUCUCUGUCCUUCUACAGAGUGUCCCCAGGUGGAGGAGGGUCCUCAGACACACUGACACACAUCCACACCUUCUGGUCCUCCUUCACCCAGGAGGACCUCCUCCCGGGGCUCUGGGUCUGGCGGUCCCCCCCAGGGGGGUCCCUAGUGCGGUCCUCAGCCUCUCUGUGUCGGUUGUAGAAAGAGAGCGGGGGGAGCAGGAGCCUCCCGGGGUUCUGGGGGGCGUCUCGGUGGUCCCUCAGU